ACUGAGUGGAUUUAAAAAUGGGUAGCUCAUAUCUCAUUACGCAACUCUACUACAACAUAUCGCAAGUCCCGCAUGAUUUCACAACUUGAUCUCACGAUAUUUCCGUACUAUCUUCCCCCAACACCAUCGCAUCAGGUAUGUCAUCAGGUAUGUUGAAUCUAUUCCCGUCGCCACCUAUCCGCUUUUGCUUGUUUUUGGCGCUCAUAUUCUUUAUAACAAAGGUAUCAGUUACUACAAUAGUUCGGCCCCUUUCACUGGAUAUAGAACGAUACAUUAUUCUAGCACUUGUUCAUUACAUGCUUUCUGAUAUCGCGAUCGGCCAUAUUAUUAACCGCCUAACAUAACCGUCGUUUACCCCUGAUCUUGAUACUAUCACCGGCCCCAACGACAUUAUACCCUACCAUCAACU
This is a messenger RNA of Daldinia loculata, 409 nucleotides long. RefSeq lists its product as uncharacterized. Bases 138 to 344 code for a protein of 68 amino acids. Lineage: Eukaryota; Fungi; Ascomycota; Sordariomycetes; Xylariales; Hypoxylaceae. The transcript has a single exon. The record is from RefSeq and is a predicted model, not a curated record.